GGGUGAGAAGAGCAGGAUAUAAAUGUAAUAAAUAAAUAAAUGUUCCAGAUGGAAAAUAUAGAUGAUGAUGAUGAUGAUUAUUAUUAUUAUUUAUAGCAAGGUCUGUCAAGGAGAAGCUUUCCCUGAGGUUGAGAGAGUGUGAUUCCCUCGGGGGUCAUUCCAGGUCAAGGAGAUGCUUGGAGACUGGACAGCAGUCCACUUUAUUCUAAUCCCAGGACAGAAGUCUGCUUAGCAACCACAGACGUCAUUGCAUCACCCUUUCCCUUAUUGGCUGAACCGUAUCACUCUCCGCCAAUCCGGGCUUGGGUUUUGGUUUCUGUUUAAUAGAGAAACCAGCUGGGAAUCCUGCUUGGGCAUGGGACUGUUUUGGUGUUCCUUCCUGGCUUUGGCAACGGUUGCCCCUUUUUUGGGGUGUUUUUCUGGUUCUCCGUCACACACGCUGUACUCUUUCUGCACAUCCGUAUGGGAGCCGGAGUUGCAUCUCUUUAACUUCAUGGCCGUGGUGCAGGUGGACGGAGUGACGAUCGGUCAUUACGACAGCCAGGUGAGGCGGGCCAUUCCUCGGGUCCCUUGGAUAACGCGUGUCGAAGAAGCAUAUCCAAUGUUCUGGGACUGGGUCACUGACAGAGCCCAGAAGGCCGAGAUGUGGUUCGGAUGGGAUAUGAAGAAGCUGCAAAAGCUGCACAACCAAAGUGGAGGGAUCUACACCUUGCAGAGUAUGUAUGGCUGCGAGAUGGACGGAGACGGGGACCGGAUCCAAGGAUACGGCCUGUACGGCUACAAUGGAGAGGACUUCCUCAGCUUCGAUAUCGAGACCCGCAUCUGGACGGUGUCUGACGUCCGAGCCGAAACGUUGAAAAAGAGGUGGGAUAGCAACGUGGACCGGUCCCAGAAGAUUAAGGACUACCUGGAGCGCAACUGCAUUGAAUACCUGCAGAAAUUCCUGGACUACGGGAAGGAAGUCCUGACCAUAAAAGAGCCCCCAACGGUAAAAGUGAGUUACGACGGUCUGAAGACCCUCACCUGCCGGGUGGACGGCUUUUACCCAAAGGAGAUCGAUGCCGUCUGGAAGAAGGACGGCGAAGUCUGGGAGCAGGAGACCCUUCGCGGGGGUGUCUUACCUAAUUCGGACGGGACUUUCCACACUUGGCUCCGUAUCGAGGUUGACCCCAAGGACAGGGACCUCUACCGAUGCCACGUUGACCACGCUGCCCUGGAGGAAGCCCUGGACACGGCGUGGGAAGAGCCCGCCUCAAUCCCUAUCAUCAUCAUCAUCAUCAUCAUCGCAGUUUUAUCUGUUCUCGUCGCUCAUGCCGUUCUGCUCUUGUGGUACAAAAGAAAUGAGCUUCCAAAAAUUAUAUCGAAGCCGUUUGAGAGACAACCCUUGAAUACGGGAGGCACCAAGGGCCAAUCGCAGCCCGAUUCCUGAAGAUGUUUGUGUCCUAAAUCCAUUUUGCACUACCACUCCCAGGAUCCCACAACCCAGAAUUUGUAAAAUUAAUUUCAAAGGGUUUUCUUAAGCCUGGGUCUUGUUGAUGGUCUCCCAUCCAAUUCCUGACCCGGGCUGACCCUGCUUAGCUUCCAAAAUCAGAGGGGAUCUUAGUAACCUUAGGUGACUAAUCAAUGGUGGGAAAAUCCAUUCCAUUUCAAUUUAUGAUGCCAAAUAUGUUUUCACGGUUUUAACUGAUUUUUUAAAAAUAUUGUAUAUAUUUAAUUAUGUUUUAAUAUUUGUUUUAAAUUGUACUCUGAUGCUUUUUAUGUUAAGCUGCUUUGUGUCUCCUUUGGGAAAGAUAAAGGGGGUAUAAAUAAAGAAAUAUAAUAAUAAUAAUAAUCACAAUAAUAAUAGCAAUAAAUCCUCUCCUUAGGGAGAGAUAAAGUGGGGUAUUAAUAAUAACAAUAUUAAUAAUAAUAACAACAACAACAAUAAUGAUCCUAUCCAUCUAAAUUUGAAGGGACCAUGAGAGGUUUAAGGGGAGUAUCAAUUAAAUUUGUAGUGACUCCUUAUAUACAUUAUUAUUAAUUAUUAUUAUUUUAUUAUGACACAGCAAACAAGAUAGAUAUGCUGGAUUUCGUAAUAAUUAUUAUUACGUAAUAACUAUUAUUUUGUAAUUAUUAUUAUUAUUAUUUGAAACACAACAAGAUGAGUCCACAGCAAACACUGUGCUGGCUGUUGUAUUGGAUCCCAAAUUGGAAUCUGUCGUCAACUUUUCAAUUAUUAUUAUUAUUAUUAUUAUUAUUAUUGAAUUGAUACUCCCCUUAGACCUCAUGAUAAUGAUGAUGAUAAUUAUUAGCACCCCAUGUCUCUGUUCUUCUGAAUCCCAAAAAAAUAUAGCAAUGAAGCAAUCAUGGUGUAUAUUAUUGCAUUGAUUCCUCAAAACUGACAUUUUUGUAAAAUUGUUUUAUAGAUUGUUAUUUUUUUACUGUAAACCAAUGGAAAUGUAAUAAAUAUAUAUAUUUUAAAAAGG
This is a messenger RNA of Anolis carolinensis (green anole), 2465 nucleotides long. Its product is annotated as major histocompatibility complex class I-related gene protein. Lineage: Eukaryota; Metazoa; Chordata; Lepidosauria; Squamata; Anolidae. Gene Ontology annotation, biological process: immune response. The coding region runs from base 356 to 1429 and encodes 357 amino acids. The transcript has 6 exons. The record is from RefSeq and is a predicted model, not a curated record. Gene Ontology annotation, cellular component: external side of plasma membrane.